AUGGACCGACCCCUCUCCUACCUCUCGCCGCCCCUGCGUGACCUCACUGAGAAAUACAGCUCCUGCAUGACCGCGGAACACGCCCAAUGGGCCGGCGUCGCGCUCGUCUCCCUAGCCGCCGUCUACGCGGGGUACCUCUACAUUCUAUGCCUGAGAGAGGCCGCCGUGUCCUUCAAUGUUCCAUUGCCGGCGGAAGUGCGCAAUAGCGCGAGUGGAAAGAAAUGGGGCGAGGUUACUGGGGCUGAAAAGCGUGUACUGGAGGAUCAGGUUCGGGGGGUGUGGAACAACAAGUUGAUUAUGAGCUACUGUCCUGCUGAUGGCCGGGUCUUGGGCAAUGGUAUCAAGCCAGCAACAGUGGAGGAUGUUAAUGAUGCCGUGGGGCUUGCAAAGGCUGCGCAGCGGGAGUGGGCAAGAACGACUUUCGCGGAGCGCAGGAAGGUCCUUCGGACGCUGUUGAAGUACGUCCUCGACCACCAAGACGAUAUCGUAACCGCAUGCUGCCUCGACUCCGGAAAGACCAAAGUGGACGCCUCGUUCGGCGAAAUCCUUGUCACUGCUGAGAAGCUCAAGUGGACCAUCGACCACGGCGAGAAGGCGCUUCUCCCGUCGCGCCGGCCAACCAAUUUCCUGAUGAUGUACAAGAAAAAUAUGGUGACCUACGAGCCGCUCGGUGUCGUGUCUGCAGCCGUGUCAUGGAACUAUCCGUUCCACAACUUCAUCGGCCCCGUCAUCAGCGCCCUGUUUACUGGUAAUGGCAUCGUCGUCAAGCCAUCUGAGCAGACAGCUUGGUGCACUGCGUUCUUUCUGGAUAUAGUCCGGGGCGCGCUGUCCAGCUGCGGACACUCGCGCGACCUAGUCCAAACCGCCGUCUGUCUCCCUGCCGUUGCAGACAAGCUAACUUCGCACCCGGACAUCGCCCACAUCACCUUCAUCGGCUCUCGCCCUGUCGCCCACAAAGUCUGCGCAUCUGCCGCCAAAUCCCUCACCCCCGUCUGCGUCGAGCUCGGCGGCAAAGACCCAGCUGUGAUCCUCGACGACGCCCGCACAGUCCGCAACCUGCCCGCUAUUGCCUCAAUCCUCAUGCGCGCCGUCUUCCAAUCCGCCGGUCAGAACUGCAUCGGCGUGGAGCGCGUGAUCGCCCUGCCAGGCACCUACGACAAGCUCAUCGAGAUCGUGGCCCCACGCAUCCGCGCCCUCCGCCUCGGCUCAAUCCUCCUCGAUACGCCCAGCGACACCACUACAACCCCCGACAUGGGCGCCAUGAUCUCGCCAGCUUCCUUCGACAAACUCGAAGGCCUGAUUGCCGAAGCAGUAGGCCAAGGCGCGCGCCUCCUCGCCGGCGGCAAACGGCACACACACCCUAGCCACCCGCAGGGCCACUAUUUCGCGCCGACGCUCCUCGUCGACGUAACACGGGACAUGCGGAUCGCACAGGAAGAGCUUUUUGCGCCCGUGUUCCUCAUAAUGCGCGCGGAGUCCGCCGCCGACGCCGUGGCUAUCGCGAACUCAACGCUGUACGCCCUCGGCGCAAGUGUCUUCGGCCACAACGCGGCGGACGUGCAGGCCUGUGUACGCGGAAUUGACGCCGGCAUGGUCUCUGUGAACGACUUCGGCGCGUACUACGCCGUGCAGCUGCCCUUCGGCGGUGUCAAGGGCUCUGGUUACGGCCGGUUCGCGGGCGAUGAGGGCCUACGCGGCCUGUGUAAUCUAAAGGCUGUUUGCGUGGACAAGUUCCCCAAGAUUAUAGGAACGGCGAUUCCACCGCGGGUGGACUAUCCGAUUCAGAAGCGCGAAGGUGCGGCUGGGGCAAAGGAUGGUCCCUCUGCGUGGGAGAUGUGCAAGGGCGUAGUGGAGACGGGGUACCAGAUUACGCUUGCGGGGCGUGUGGCUGGUAUCCUGCGCCUGCUGGGAAAUAUGUGA
This is a messenger RNA of Penicillium canariense, 1920 nucleotides long. Its product is annotated as aldehyde dehydrogenase family protein. Lineage: Eukaryota; Fungi; Ascomycota; Eurotiomycetes; Eurotiales; Aspergillaceae. The transcript is spliced from 3 exons. The record is from RefSeq and is a predicted model, not a curated record. The coding region runs from base 1 to 1920 and encodes 639 amino acids. Gene Ontology annotation, molecular function: aldehyde dehydrogenase (NAD+) activity.